Molecule: messenger RNA, 1811 nt
Organism: Daldinia decipiens
Lineage: Eukaryota; Fungi; Ascomycota; Sordariomycetes; Xylariales; Hypoxylaceae
Product: PLP-dependent transferase
Exons: 9
Coding region: 172-1569 (465 amino acids)
Biological process (GO): biosynthetic process
Molecular function (GO): pyridoxal phosphate binding
Source: RefSeq, a predicted model, not a curated record
ACCGACAACUAUCGCGAUAUCAUCUCCCCUUUUCCCACUCUUUCUUAAGUUGUACCUAAGCUGUACCUAUCCCGCGGCGUAUUCUGACAACUGACGUCCCUUUUUAAAGGACUCCUAUUCCUCUUGGUUAAUUGACAACAUCUAGCCAAGCUCACCAACCAACUCGCGAACAUGUCUUUCGGCAGUCGCAAGUUCUCCAUGAACCGGAACACUGGUGUUCCCCGACGAAGAUUCAGUAUCGGCGACCCAAGUGCCAACGAAACGAGUUCCAAGAUCCAUCGUCAGUUCCGUGCUGCAAACCCGGGUCAUCUUCCUCAUGCAGGGUUGGACGCCUCACGUGCCUCCACAGGUGUCGUAUGGUGUACUGAGCGAGCCGCCGAGUAUGGCUUCCUCGACGAGCCCGACAAGUGGGCCAACCUUGGUCAAGGUGCUCCUGAAGUUGAGGAUGAUAUCGAGGGAUGCUUUGAGCGCCCUACUACCAUAGACGUCUCUGUUGCUCUUAGAGAGUAUGGCCCCACCGCCGGUAUCAAGCCUCUGCGUGCCGCCGUUGCCAGAAUGUACAACGAGAUGCACCGCCAAGGCAAGGACAGUCAGUAUUCGUGGGAAAACGUCGCCAUCGUCCCUGGUGGAAGAGCUGGUCUGAUCCGUAUCGCUGCUGUGCUGAACAAUGCCUAUGUUGGCUUUUUCAUUCCCGAUUACACAGCUUACAACGAGAUGUUGUCGCUCUUCAAGAACUUUGCCGCCAUACCGACACCUCUCUCUGAAGAAGAUGGCUACCACAUCCAUCCUGACGUGAUUGCGAGAGAGAUUGCAAGAGGUACCUCGGUCAUCAUAACCUCGAACCCCCGAAACCCUACGGGCAGAGUAGUGGCCAAUCCCGAGUUGGCUGAGAUUCAGGACAUUUGCCGCGGACGCGCGACUCUUGUCAGUGAUGAGUUCUACUCGGGCUACAACUAUACCAGCAACUGCGAUGGUACCACGAUCUCAGCCGCUGAAAAUAUCGAGGACGUAGAUGAGGACGAUGUUCUUAUUAUCGAUGGACUCACUAAGCGAUUCCGUCUCCCUGGAUGGCGUAUUGCUUGGAUUCUUGGACCCAAGGAAUUCAUUAAGGCCAUUGGUUCUUGCGGUUCGUAUCUUGACGGUGGAGCCAAUGCUCCUUUCCAAGAGGCUGCUAUUCCCAUGCUUGAGCCGUCCCUUGUCCGCAAGGAGAUGGAGGCUCUUCAGCACCACUUUAGAGAGAAGCGAGACUACGUGGUUAAGCGCCUACGAGACAUGGGCUUCGUGAUCAAGUAUGUGCCGGAUAGCACCUUUUAUCUCUGGCUCAACCUUGAGGGUCUUCCGGGCCCUAUCUCAGACGGGUUGAAUUUCUUCCAGGCCUGUCUAGAGGAGAAGGUUAUUGUCGUUCCGGGUAUCUUCUUCGACCUGAACCCUUCUCGCCGCCGAGACUUGUUCGACAGCCCUUGUCACCACUUCGUCCGCUUCUCAUACGGCCCCAGAAUGGAUGUUCUUAAGAUGGGCUGCGAUGGUAUCGAGAGGGUCGUCAGCAAGUUUAAGAAGUUUGUCCCUUAAAUAGAGCUCGCAUGUUUUACCAAAACACAGACCGCGGAGGACGGGUAUGAUCUGUGCAAGGAGAUGGCUGCAUCUUUAAACCUUUUUCUAGAUAGAAAAGGAAUAUCUCAGGCCUUCGAUUGGUACUAUCUUAGAGGUUUAUUAACGAAAUAAAUAUUUUUCCUUAAAAUCAUGUUCGUGCCGUGCUUUGGUCUCACUGCUUCCUGUCCCUGGCCGUAUGAAGAGACCUGACGUUGAAUAUG